This is a messenger RNA of Archocentrus centrarchus (flier cichlid), 2594 nucleotides long. It is a transcript of the gene atf6, whose product is annotated as activating transcription factor 6. Gene Ontology annotation, cellular component: nucleus. Lineage: Eukaryota; Metazoa; Chordata; Actinopteri; Cichliformes; Cichlidae. Gene Ontology annotation, biological process: endoplasmic reticulum unfolded protein response; regulation of transcription by RNA polymerase II. The transcript is spliced from 16 exons. The coding region runs from base 134 to 2095 and encodes 653 amino acids. Gene Ontology annotation, molecular function: RNA polymerase II cis-regulatory region sequence-specific DNA binding; DNA-binding transcription factor activity, RNA polymerase II-specific. The record is from RefSeq and is a predicted model, not a curated record.
CUGACAGUAAAGUCAGACGUGUAUCUCUGCGUCAAACGGGAAGUUUAGUACAAAACACAUCAGUAGUGGUAUGACUGCUCGCUUGAUCGCGGCGUGUUACUGUGUGAUAAUUUACUAAUGAAUUCAAAAGAGGAUGGCAUCCGAUUUAAUGUUAGACUUCGAAAAUCAUCGGCAAUAUCCUAUGAUGGAUAGCGAGACAGGCAUCAUCUCCAUCGAUCAGGGGGGAGAGUGGGACAUAAGCCUGUUUGAUGAGCUGGACAAACUGGGUGAUGAGCUUGGCGAUGCAGAUGAGUUGCUUGAGGCUCUUGAGAAUGCUGGUUAUGACAACAGGGGUCCAGAUCUGGACUUUGACAUUGACAUUCCUCCAUGGAACGAAAUGGAUACAAGUAGCAUUUCCACAGAUGGUGAGGUGAGUGUGGACUCUCUGUCACCUGCCCACACUCUGAGCUCGGUGCCCUCUCCUGCCUCGGUGGAAGCUUUGUCUCCAUGCUCCUUGCAAGAUGAGGCCCUGUCUCCACAAUCGCAGCCGUCUCCCCUUUCAGUCUGCUCAGAAUUCAGUGGCUUUUCUGAAAUCUCUCCCCCACCCAAGAAAGCUGCAAAGAGGACCAAUCAGGCGACACGAGCCAAGCCAGCUCAGCCAAUCAAGAAGCCAAUUCAGAUUGGCCCAAAGGUUUCCAUCCAGCCCAAACCACUGAUUACAGCUGUGCCAUUGGCUCAAGCAGCAGCUCCCUUGCAGGCCAAGACAAUCAUCAUCCAGCCCCUGCAGACCACUGUUCUGCCUGUGGUAAAACCAGCUCCAGUCAGCAUCAAACCAGCACCCCCUGCAGGUCAUCCUAUUGUGCUAUCUCAGCCGAGCCAACUACUGCAGAUCCAGACGCCACAGGCCAUCUCCGGCAGUGUGGUCACUGUGCCAGCGCUCAGCCAGGACUGGUCUGUACCCGUACCCGUCGCUGCCCCGCCAGUGGUCUCAGGCACAUUUCUGACGCCGUCCUCAGAGGAUGAUUCAAAGUUGUCCCAGAGGCAGCAGCGCAUGAUAAAAAACCGUGAGUCAGCAUCCCUGUCUCGGAAAAAGAAGAAAGAAUAUUUGCUCUCGCUGGAAGCUCGUCUGAAGCUGGCGUUGUCUGAAAAUGAAGCACUCAAGAGUGAGAACGGCAACCUCAAGAAACAGCUGGAGGGCCUGCUGAGUGAGAAUACAGUGCUGAAAGCAACAGCACCCAAAAGGAGAGCAGUGUGCCUCAUGGUGGUCUUGGUGUUCCUCGUUCUUAAUGUUGGACCAAUGAGUUUGUUUCAGGAUGGCCAAGGGUCUGCGCUUGAGGUUGCUUCCAUGCAGCACAGUGGCAGACACCUGCUGGGUUUCUUACCAGAGGCAGAAAAUUACAUCCCGAUGGGUCCCGAGACUCUGGGCAGCAGGCUGUCUGAGAUGGGCGACAGAUCUGAAGAUAAGGCCCUGAUGGUGGUAAAGGAUCCCGUCUUUCUCAGACCACCUCCCCCCUGCCAGCCUUCUGUUAAUAGGACCAAAUGCAUUGAGUUGGCCCAUGAGUUGAGGGGUUGGGUCCACCGUCAUGAAGUUCAACAGACCAAAUCAAGGCGAAUGACUAACAGCAACCACAAACCCCACAGGACCAUUCUGAAAACAGGGAAUAAGGAGGAUGAAAGUGCCCAGAUUAUGACAGUUCAAUACACAGAAACUACUGAGGAAAAGAAUCCUGGCAGUGAGCUGCAGGUGUACUACGCACCUCGUCACACCUACACUGACUUCUUUGAUGAGCUGAACCGUCGUGGCGACACUUUCUAUGUUGUGUCUUUCCGUAGGGAUCAUCUCCUACUUCCCGCCACCAGCCACAAUAAAGGAAGUCCACCCAAGAUGUCUGUUGUGUUGCCAGCCAUGAACAUAAAUGACAGCGUUAUAAGGGACCAAGAGUUCGAGGUGAUGAUGCAGAUUGACUGUGAAGUGACUGACACCAGGAUCCUCCACAUCAGGUCUUCGAGUAUCCCACCUCUGCUCCGGGUGAACCGCACGGACACGUUUUACCGGAACUCCCCAGCAGACAACAAGGCCGCGCCUCCAGUCGGUGUGCUGAUGGGGUCUGCGUAAGAUCGUCAGCAACACCUGUGUUCUUUGCAACUCCGUAAUUUCCCUAUUGUGGGAUCAAUAAAGUAUCAUCAAAUUAACAAAACCAACAAAGGAAAGCACAAAAUAAGACCUCAGUUAACACUUUUUGGUUGAUGGAAAAAACAUUUCAGUGUGCAACAGCUGACUUUUUUUUUUUUUUUUUUUUUUUGGUCAGAAAACCGGUCGUUGCAGAUUACAAAAGAAGCUCAAUUUGUCCUCUUCAUUCAGCCACAUUCCGGCUGAUGUCCGGAGGUAGUCUGUAAUAGGGUCUGAGCAGCAGCAGACUAGCUCCUUGUGUGGCAACAUUGACUUCUCCAUGUAACCCCGGAUGCUUUAUGUAAGGGUAAUUGUUUAGCGGCAGGGGGCAAAGCAUUGAACCUUGAGUCACCCCAUCAUAACACAAAUACUUUUACCCCUUACAGCUAUUUUUCAGUCUGUUCUUUUUUUUUUUUGCUGCCCAAGCUGCAAGGGCUUGUGUGUG